AACAUUGACACAUCUAUACUCUCAGCUGAUACAGUGUUGAUCUGGGCUCAGCUUGAUGGUAAUACCUGACUGUAUCACUAUUUCUUACCAACAGUGACUGUUAACAAGGUGUCAUUGAGGUCGGGGAUCCCACAUCGCAAUACAGUACAUCAAAAGUGGCUCCAGCCUUUUAAAAAUAUAAGAGGCUGUUCUUAAUGAAUUUUGUGGUUGUUCAGGUUCUGUAGUUAAUACUGCAGCUUACUUGACUUCUUGACAUAGAAAACAUUGAUUUACUGGCAAGUGUAGACACUGUAAAAAAAGAAAACAGUUUCUAGUGAAAUUUAACUCUAAAGUGUGAAAGAGCUAGCUACAAACACUCGUGGAUAUUGGUCACCUGCUGUACCUGCUAUAUCCUAUAUACUGCACAACUUAGGUUGUGAGGUUCGAGGGGCGGUGUGUGGGAGCCCGGGCCAGGGGGGGCCACUAUGUACUACUGAGGCCCACCCAACACUUCACCAGGUGAGGCUGUGACCAUUGUUACACAGUACUACGAAGUGUGCUAGGAGCCAAGUGGCUGGGCAGCAGCAGCAGUAGCAGCAGCUAGGAGAGAGAACAGUGGCAGAUCAUUCUGGACACUAUGUCACAUCACAGUGAUGAAAAUGCCAUAUAUACCUCCACAGACUCCUUCUGGGAGGUGGGCAACUAUAAACGAACAACAAAAAGAAUUGAGGAUGGAAAUAGACUCUGUGAUGACCUGAUGAAAUUAGUGUCAGAAAGAGCAGAAAUUGAGAAAAUGUAUGCCAAGUCUCUCAAAGAAUGGGCAAAGAAGUGGAACAAUAUAAUAGAAAAAGGUCCAGAGUAUGGCACGACUGAGGCAGCAUGGAAAGGGGUGCUCAUGGAAGCUGAGCAAAGAUGUGACCUACAUAUGCGAGUCAAAGAAAACUUAAUUAAUGAAGUACACAGCAAUGUUAAACAGUGGCAAAGGGAUAAUUAUCACAAGUCCAUGAUGGGGCAGCUGAAAGAGAAAAAAGAUAUUGAAGAUAUGUUCAAAAAAGCCCAGAAACCUUGGUCCAAGCUUUUUGAAAAGGUAAACAAGAGCAGAGCUGACUACCACAAUGCUUGUAAAAGUGAACGUUCAGCACAGAACCAAGAAAGGAACGCUGGAGGAGACUCCUCGCUCUCUCCUGACCAGCACAACAAUAUGAAGGUGAAGAAGCUGCAGGACCGGGUGUCUAAAGCCAAGGAAGAAGUGUCACGAGGACGAGAAAAAUAUGACGUCUGUCUCAAUGAAAUCUCUGAGUACAACCCAAAGUAUAUCGAGGAAAUGACACACGUGUUUGAGAAGGCACAGGAAGCAGAAUCUAAGAGGCUAAUCUUCUUCAAAGACAUGCUUUUUGCCACACACAAAUGUCUUAACAUAUCAAAUGAUCCAAGUUUACCGCGAAUCUAUGAGGAAUUCAACCACACAGUAGCAAAUGCUGACUAUGAAAAAGAUCUUAAAUGGUGGAGCAACAACCAUGGAGUUAAUAUGCCUAUGAACUGGCCCUCAUUUGAGGAAUAUUCAGAAGAAUUCCGCGACAUUAGCAGCAAAGGCAAGCGUGGUGGGCAGAUCCCGGAGGGCAUCACUUUGCUGAAUCAACGCACCGUCGGCGAUGACUUGCCAGAAUACACACCUGACCUUCACCGCAUUAGUAAGAAAGCGCCUAAAGGAGCUGUAAGUGGUGGAGGAGAUGUUACACUAACCUCUGUUAAAGGACCUUCCAACCACACCUCAGCCACCUCAAAAUCUGAGAACAAUAGACAUUCAGCUAUCAGCGAUCCACAGGAGUCUCAGGAUGCUUCUAAUCCUUUCGAUGAGGAGGAGGACCCACAUAGUCAAAACAAUGGUGUAAGUGGGGACGAUGAUGAGUGGGAUUACAGUGAUCGAAUGGUCGACCCCAACAAGCCAGGUGUGCCAGUCAGAGCGCUUUAUGAUUACGAGGGUGUUGAAGCAGAUGAAUUAUCAUUUAAAGUUGGUAAGAAGUAAUAGUAGCUUGUUUGA
Messenger RNA from Cherax quadricarinatus, 2020 nucleotides. The record is from RefSeq and is a predicted model, not a curated record. Lineage: Eukaryota; Metazoa; Arthropoda; Malacostraca; Decapoda; Parastacidae.